GGUACACCUUCAGCAGAGCACCAGCACAAAGCACUGGCAAGUUAUGGAAAGUUUGUAAAAACUUUAUUUAAGGCACUUCCUUGACACGCUCAACUGUGUGACUGGAGACUGGGGUGGCUAACUGGAAUUGAAUUGAAAACAAAGAAAAACAACGAGGGAAAUGUCCAUUAGUCGAAAGAACUGGUCAGCUCUGUCCAGUCUGACGAGACAGUGGACCGUGGAGGAUGAGGAGGAGGUGGAGCGGGAGAGAAGACGAAGGAUUCGCAGUACCAGCACCACCUCAGAGCCCCCCGACAGCAGCUCCAAUGAACCCGGGGAGCAGAAACCACACAGUGCCCAGGAUAAAGAGAAACCGGAAGAGGCUGAUCCAGAAAACCUUGCAUUCCUGGAGAUGCUGAAGACACGCGAUGAGCGCAGGAAGAAGAGGCAUCUGGAGACCCUGAUGAGACAGAAGGAGGGGGUGGAGGAGUGCCAGCCCAGCACCCCUGAGCCAGAGAGAGAGGGGCAGGGAGGCAGGGUGGAGGCUGAGGGAGAGGGGCAGAGAGGCAGGAUUGUCAUCGAGAGCAAAGCCCAGAGAGAGGGACAGGGAGGCAGGCUGGAUACAGAGGCUCAGAAAGACUCCAUGGGAGGGGUUCAGAGGGAGUUAAGGAACUCCACAGGACGAGGCAAAUUCAGGAUUGAAGGUGCUGGAACAGAAACUGCGACGAACCAAGAACCAGUAACAACACCGACAAAAUCUCCUCCCGGGAAAUUCGUGAGUUCCCUGUCCAUUUCCCUCGAUAAGAGUCAGGAGUUCCCAGCUGAGACUAAGAAUCUCUCCUCCCCUACCAGCCCCGCCUCCCCCACCACCCCCGUGGGUACCAGACCCACACCGAGAGAGAGGAGGGUCAGGACUGAGGGGGCUGCAGUGAGUGCGGUGGAGGAUGUGCAGAUGAGACAUCCCCCUUCCAGAGCCACCUCUUUCAGGGUAACGUCAAGAUCCGAGGACCCCCCCUCACGGUUUAACAGGAGCUCCAGUCUCAGGAUCCCCUCCAGAACCAAAGAAGAAAAGAUGAAGAGAUUAUCAAAGCAAGAGACUACACUUGAUGGGGAAUCUACCCCACCUUUCCAGAGGAACUCCAAGCUAAGAAUCUCUUCUCGGACCAUUGAAGAAAAGCUGGAGAGGUUGGCCAUGGCAGCACAGAAAUCGGAGCAGGUGAAAUCUCCCACUGCAUCUCGUAAAGACUGCUUCCUGUUUGCGGAUGAGGUAGCAAGAAAACGGGGAGUGUUUGAAAGAGAGGCGACGAGCGUGGAGAGAAACAGCGCCACCAGCAGGAAGGACAACCUGGACUUCUCAGCUGGGAUCUCAGAGCGAAUCAACCGCUGGAUCAGCAAAACACAGAGAUCUGAGAAAUCUCCUGGUCCCACGGACUUGAGGAAGGUGGACCUCUCCAGCAAGCGCAACCUGUGGGAGAACAGAUCCGAGAGCUCCUCUGCUUCUCCCUCAAAGAGAUAGAGUGACCCUAAGAGGUUCCGCAAACCAAACAACUCUUUCAAAAAGUGAAGAAGACAUGUGAAGUCAAGAAAAGCAUUUAAUGCAAGGGGUAUUCGUAAAGAUCAUUUUAUCAUUGUUUUCUGGGUUAUUUUAGUAUUUGGUAAAGAGCUAUUUUACAUGACUGAUAAUUUUUUUAUGAUAAUAUUUUUAAUGUAGGUUCAUUCUGAAGUGAGUGGACAUUUUCACACGCUGAUUUUCAGAUUAUAAAAACUCCAAAUGAAAUGAUAAACAAAGAGAAGAAGCUUCCUGCUCUUUUGUUUAAGAUUCUGACAGACAUUCAAAACGUGUUUUUCCCUGUUUUACCCAAGAUGUUUGUAUUAUUUCAAAAUAAAAGUUAUUUUCUAUA
Messenger RNA from Acipenser ruthenus (sterlet), 1880 nucleotides. RefSeq names its product ladinin-1-like. The record is from RefSeq and is a predicted model, not a curated record. The transcript has 14 exons. Lineage: Eukaryota; Metazoa; Chordata; Actinopteri; Acipenseriformes; Acipenseridae. Bases 161 to 1495 code for a protein of 444 amino acids. Gene Ontology annotation, molecular function: structural molecule activity.